Molecule: messenger RNA, 4362 nt
Organism: Scomber japonicus (chub mackerel)
Lineage: Eukaryota; Metazoa; Chordata; Actinopteri; Scombriformes; Scombridae
Gene: igf1rb
Product: insulin-like growth factor 1b receptor
Exons: 21
Coding region: 1-4257 (1418 amino acids)
Biological process (GO): multicellular organism development; protein autophosphorylation; glucose homeostasis
Cellular component (GO): insulin receptor complex; axon; membrane
Molecular function (GO): insulin receptor substrate binding; ATP binding; phosphatidylinositol 3-kinase binding
Source: RefSeq, a predicted model, not a curated record
AUGAGGUCUCGAAUGGAAAGGAACCGCUUGACCUUGUUUUGGUGUGUGAUGCUGGGUCUGUCGUCCUGCCUCCGGCCCGCCACCGCAGAGAUCUGCGGCCCCAGCAUUGACAUUGGCAAUGACAUCAGUGAAUUUAGGCGUCUAGAGAACUGUACAGUGGUGGAGGGCUACCUACAGAUUCUCCUCAUCGGUGACAAAAACAACAACAACAUCAACCAGGAAGUCUUCCGGUCCCUCAGUUUUCCCAAGCUGACCAUGAUCACAGACUACCUGCUGCUAUUCCGGGUGUCCGGCCUGGACAGUCUGAGCACGCUCUUUCCCAACCUCACCGUCAUCCGCGGACGUAACCUCUUCUACAACUACGCCCUCGUGAUCUUCGAGAUGACCAGCCUGAAGGACAUCGGACUGUACAACCUGAGGAACAUCACCCGCGGUGCCAUCCGUAUCGAGAAGAACCCAGAGCUCUGCUACCUGGACUCAGUGGACUGGUCCCUCAUCAUGGACGCAGAGUUCAACAAUUUCAUCGCUGGGAACAAGCAGUCCAAGGAGUGCAGCGAUGUUUGUCCAGGCAUCAUGGAGAACAACCCUCAGUGCCGGAAGACCAUGUUCAACAACAACUACAACUACCGCUGCUGGAAUUCCAAUCAAUGUCAGAAUGAAUGUCCAGAGAAAUGUGCACGGCGAGCGUGCACAGCUGACGGCGAGUGCUGCCACCCUCAGUGUCUUGGCAGCUGCACAGUCCCAGGCAGUGACACAGCCUGUGCUGCAUGUGUGCAUUACUACCACCAAGGCCGCUGCGUGGCCAACUGCCCGCCCGGCACCUACAAGUUCGAGGGCUGGCGCUGCAUCAGUGCCGAGCUUUGCUCCAAGGUCCACCUCCCAGACUUCGACAGCUUCAUCAUCCACGGUGGAGAGUGCAUGUCUGAAUGCCCAUCUGGGUACACACGCACCGCACCAAACAGUAUGUUCUGUACAGCUUGUGAUGGUCUGUGCGAUAAAGAGUGCGAUGAGAAGGUCAUCGACUCCAUGGAUGCCGCUCAGUCUCUCAAAGGCUGCACUGUUAUCAAAGGCAACCUGCAUAUCAACAUCCGCAGAGGCCACAACAUGGUGGCAGAGCUGGAGAGUUUUACAGGUUUGAUCCAGAGAGUGACCGGUUAUGUGAGGAUCAGACACUCACACACUCUGAGCUCGCUAGCCUUCCUCCGCAGCCUCAGAUACAUUGACGGAGAAGAACUUCUGGACGACAUGUAUGCCUUCUCAGCAUUUGACAACCAGCAGCUCCAGUACCUUUGGGACUGGAAGCAGCAUAACCUGACCAUCAAGGCAGGAAAACUGUUCUUCAGAGCCAACCCAAAACUCUGCACAUCUGAGAUCCGCAAGAUGUGGGAGAAGACGGGCAUCCAGGGCCGCUUCGAUGUUAGCGAUUUCCGAAACAACGGCGACAGAGCCAGCUGUGAAAGCACUAUCCUAGAGUUUACGUCCAACACCACCAGCAGUACAAGGAUCAAACUGACCUGGCAGCGUUACCGCCCUCCCGACUACAGAGACCUCAUCAGCUUUAUCGUCUACUACAAGGAGGCGCCGUUCCAGAACAUCACAGAGUUUGAGGGGCAGGACGGUUGUGGCUCCAACAGCUGGAACAUGGUGGAUGUGGAGCUGAGGCAGGACAAGGAAUCAGAUCCUGGCGUCCUGCUGUCAAACCUGAAGCCGUGGACACAGUAUGCUGUCUUUGUUAAAGCUAUCACACUCAUGGUGCAGGACAAACAUAAUCCCGGUGCCAAGAGCAAGGUGGUCUACAUCCGCACCAGCCCUUCAGCUCCCUCAAUGCCACAGGAUGUGCGAGCCUACUCCAACGCAUCUACCCAGUUGGUGGUGCGUUGGUCGCCCCCUGUCUCACCCAAUGGGAACCAAACAUACUACCUGGUCAGAUGGCAGCAAAAAGCCGAAGACCGUGAGCUGUACCAGCACAACUACUGCUCUAAAGACCUGAAGAACCCCAUAAGGAUUGCUGCCAUAGGGGUGGAAGACCAGGACGACGACACCAAACCCACAAAGCCGGAUCCUGAUGGGCCAGAUAAAGGCCCCUGUUGCCCCUGCCCCAAGUCAGUGGAAGACCUGGAAGCUGAGGCUGCUGACGCAUCCUAUCGAAAAGUCUUUGAAAACUUCUUGCACAACUCAAUUUUUACACCAAGGCCACCAGAUCGUCGCCGUAGAGAUCUUUUCGGUGUCGCCAACGCCACUCACCCCCGCCGCAACCGGCUGCAUACAAACAGCAGCACCGUCCCUCCUCUCCAAGCCGCCGGCAACAGCAGCACCGUGGACCCAGAGCCAGCAGAGCGCGAGUUUGACUUCAUUGAACAAUCUGUGACAGAGUCCGAGCUGCAGAUCUUCGGCCUGCAGCCGUUCACAGUUUACCGCAUUGACGUUCACGCCUGCAAUCGGCAGGUGCAGCGCUGUAGCGCUGCCGAGUUCGUCUUCUCCAGAACUAAGCCUGCAGAAAAAGCUGACGACAUCCCCGGUGCACUGACCUGGGAGGGCCACGAGGACUGGCUGUUUCUGCGCUGGCCAGAGCCACCUCGCCCCAACGGACUCAUCCUCAUGUAUGAGAUCAAGUAUAAACUGACUGCUGAGAGUACUGAGAAGCACGAUUGUGUCUCUGGUCAGGCGUAUCAGACACAGCGCGGUGUUCGGCUGUCCAACCUCAGUCCAGGAAACUACUCAGUCAGAGUGAGAGCCACGUCCCUGGCUGGCAACGGAUCCUGGAUCCACGCUCUGGAUCUCUAUGUGGCAGAACGAUAUGCAAAUGCCCUCUACGCUAUGAUCUUUGUUCCUAUUGCCAUCAUCCUCUUCAUCUGCUUCUUGGUCUCAAUGCUGGUUGUCUUCAACAAGAAAAGGAACAGCGAUCGGCUUGGAAAUGGUGUCCUGUAUGCUUCAGUCAACCCAGAGUACUUUAGUGCAGCUGAAAUGUACGUACCAGAUGAGUGGGAGGUCGCACGGGAGAAAAUAAGCUUGAGUCGCGAGCUCGGCCAGGGGUCGUUCGGCAUGGUGUACGAGGGCUUGGCGAAGGGCGUGGUCAAAGACGAACCGGAGACCCGCGUCGCCAUCAAGACUGUGAACGAGUCAGCCAGCAUGAGGGAACGGAUAGAGUUUCUGAACGAAGCCUCCGUCAUGAAGGAGUUCAACUGUCACCAUGUGGUUCGUCUCCUGGGAGUGGUCUCUCAGGGUCAGCCCACCCUGGUCAUUAUGGAGCUGAUGACGCGAGGAGACCUGAAGACUUACUUGCGCUCCCUCCGACCUAAAGAGCAGCAAUGGUCAAGCCUGUCUCUGCCUCCUCUGAAGAAAAUGCUUCAGAUGGCCGGGCAGAUCGCUGACGGCAUGGCGUACCUCAACGCAAACAAGUUUGUCCACAGAGACCUGGCAGCCAGGAACUGCAUGGUGGCCGAGGACUUCACCGUUAAGAUAGGAGACUUCGGCAUGACCAGAGACAUCUAUGAGACAGAUUAUUACCGCAAAGGUGGUAAAGGUUUGCUCCCUGUCCGCUGGAUGUCACCCGAGUCUCUGAAAGACGGAGUCUUCACUACAAACUCUGAUGUCUGGUCGUUUGGGGUGGUGUUGUGGGAGAUUGCCACUCUGGCAGAACAGCCCUACCAGGGUCUGUCCAAUGAGCAGGUUCUCCGGUUUGUGAUGGAGGGAGGACUGCUGGAGAAACCACAGAACUGUCCUGACAUGCUGUUCGAGCUGAUGCGAAUGUGUUGGCAGUACAACCCGAAGAUGCGUCCAUCUUUCGUGGAGAUCAUCAACAGCAUAAAGGACGAGCUGGAGCCGUCUUUCAGUGAGGUCAGUUUCUUCUACAGCGCCGACAACAAGCCGGCCGACGCUCCGCAGCUCCACCUGGACAAGAUCGACGACAUGGAUGACGUUCCUUUGGACCCCCCUUCUUCUACCCAACCACAGCAAGCCCCAGUCCCGCUACAGACCCCGCCCUCCCCGAGCUCAGAGGCCCCACCGGCCCCCUCGCUAGCCCCCAGCUCCCCUUCCUCUCCCUGUACAUCCACCGCUGCCAUGGACAAGCAGCCCUCCAGCCAGCAGGCGGCCAAUGGGCUGUCGGGGGCGGGCCUCGCAGCAGGGUCGGGGCUCGGGACAGGUUCAGGUGUCACAAUGCGGCCGUCUCUGGACGAACUGCCGCCGUACGCGCACAUGAACGGAGGACGCAAAAAUGAGCGCGCCAUGCCCCUCCCGCAGUCCUCUGCCUGCUGAUGGGACAGACAGCCACCAGACUGCAAACCCUGCCAUCCGCUGCUCCGCAGAGCCUGAUGUCUCAGCGGGUGGGACCUCUCUCUCUCUCUCUCUCUCUCUCUCUCU